AUGGCUGGCAAUGACUGGCCGCCAUGGGAACGUUUCAAUGAUUGGGUGCAUUCGAUCUGUGUGGUCACAUUCGAUUUGGAGUUGGGACAGGCUCUUGAGGUGAUCUACCCAGGUGACGCAGUUCUGAGCACGCAAGAAAAGACGAAUAUCUGCUACUUGGCAUUCCCGGACUCGAACAGUGGUAAUACCAAGGACACGAAUUUCCAUUUCCGCAUAAGAAGAGGAACGACUGAAAUCACUUCCUCUCAAAGGACACUCUUAGAGUGCUCUUCCCAUGCGGCUUCAUUUGAUCCCAGCUAUCUUUAUGGAUUUGUGCAUUUUCGACAGCAAAAAGAUGCUUCCAUUCAUCGUGGAUACUAUCAGAAGAGCCUUGUGUUGAUCACGAUUCUACCUUUCUUCAAUCUUUUCUCUCUAGUUAUCGAGAGAAUCGCUUUGCAGUUCUUCGAAAACGGAGAGCCUGCUAUUGAAGCUGCGUGUCACGACAUGGAUCAGUGGCCAUCGCCCUGUGUUGGGGAACCACUAUCACUGCCGUUGCUAGGCUCUCUUCUCCGAAUACGUAUUCCCUGCAGAGCUGACUUACCGUUGGACUUUCGCCUAGUUCCAACCCUGAAGGAUAUCACCGGUAGCAAUAUGGAUACCGUGGUUUUGACAUCCGUUCAUCAAGUGGAUAUGUACAAAGCACUUCAUACUGUUGUUAAUCAUCUUCAGUUGCUGUGGGAACUAGUGCUACUGGGAGAGCCUCUACUGGUUAUGGCUAAUACCCCGCAACGUUGCUCCUCCAUAGUGCAGGCGCUGGUCUCCUUGAUUGCUCCUUUGAAAUAUUAUAACGACUUCCGGCCAUUUUUCACAAUUCAUGAUUCGGAAUUCAAAGAAUAUUCAACAAAAAGCAGACCUCCACCACGUGUGAUGUUGGGAGUAACAAACCCAUUCUUCAUAAAAGCACUGGACCACUGGCCACAUAUACUUAAAGUAGGCGAAACUGUAGAGGGCUCUGACGUACCAGAGCGCCAAGAAAAAACUAGGAAAAAUUGGGAUGGCCGAACUCUUGAUACGAAGCCCGGUAUUUACACGCAGUACAAAACGUUUUUGAACAAGGAUAAGAGCGUUGCGAAGAAGCUAUUGAAGGGAGAUCGACCGUCGGAGGUCCAGUGUAAUAUACUACGUAGGCAUUUCCUCGAACUGACUCAAAGCUUCAUGAUUCCUCUGGAACGAUACCUCUCAUCUCUUAUGCCACUACGUAAAGAAAUGUCGCCAUUCAAGGCUAUCCCUAGUGCCCGUCCGUUCUCUAUUGAAGAAUUCUUACUUACUGUCGACGCCGCAGGUCCAUCUUUGACAUGUGGAGUCAAAGGAGAUUGGCCAGGAUUGUACCGUCGAUUUGUGAGCAGCCCCAAUUUUGUCGGUUGGCUCUCGAGUCGUACACGUGAUGUGAAUGCUCAACUCAAAGCUCAAUAUGUGGAGGCGCUAUGUUCUGCUGAUUUGGGAGCAAAGGUAUUGGCAACGAAGCAUCAUGUCGAAAUUGUGGAUUUAGUUUUGAGAGUACGGCAGCGAAUAAUUGAAAUGGAAGAAGCUAGUGAGAAAAGGCAUCAGCUUGGUUGUUUUGAGGGUUCUGACGAAACGCUGGGAGACCUUGGUCCAUGCGAGUGG
Molecule: messenger RNA, 1644 nt
Organism: Ostertagia ostertagi
Lineage: Eukaryota; Metazoa; Nematoda; Chromadorea; Rhabditida; Trichostrongylidae
Source: the annotation of a GenBank genome assembly